This is a messenger RNA of Periconia digitata, 1290 nucleotides long. The record is from the annotation of a GenBank genome assembly. NCBI's taxonomy places the organism in Eukaryota, Fungi, Ascomycota, Dothideomycetes, Pleosporales, Periconiaceae.
UUGCAUCCAGUGAAAAAGGCAAUCAUGGAAGUCGCCGACAAGACGCUCUCCAUGCUGUCCGUGGGCAGCAACGAUGACCUGUAUAUCCGGCGACAGAGCACGCUCUUCAGAGAACUGGAAAUGCUCCUAGACUUGAACCCGCGCGAGCUGAGCUCCAACCUCCUCGCCCUGCCGCGGGAACUACGAAGUCUGAUCCUGGAAUACGUCCUCCCAGAGGCCACACGGGACACGCGCCCAGAACUCCACACAAACCUCUGGGGCGCGGACAUGAUCCACGAACCCUGGCGACACGACGUCUUUGGCUACGGCCGCCAGGUUCCCAAAGUGCAGAGAUUACACCCCAACCUCCUCCUGGUCAACAAACAGCUGCGCAACGAGCUCCUGGCAUGCUACUUCCGCCGCAGCAAACUCACGCUGCACGCCGAACUCCGCAACUCGCGGGGAAACAACUGGCACUUUGACUACUCGCCGCAUAUCCUGCAACUCCCCAUGCUGCCGUGCGUCUCGCACGUGCGCUUCUACGUGGAAUGGAACUACACCAUCUCGAAUCCGACGGCCCGCAUCGACGACCAGGUCCGCAUGACAAAGGACCUGAUCCAAGCCAUGGACACGCUGCUCAACCCCUUGGAAGCAGUCGAAACCAUCGAGCUCUCCAUUCUGUUCUUCUGGAAAUUGCGCUCGGGCAAAUUCUACCCGCUGUCCAUGCAGGACCUGUUUGAUCUGGAAAACGUCUUCAAAGCCAACGCUGAACCGCGGUGGCUGAGGAUCUUGCACUCCCCUUCCCCCUCUUCCUCCUCCUCAUCAGCAACAGCAGCAGCAGCAGCAAAUAAGAAGUCGGAUUUCCUAUCCCCAGACACCCACUCCGCAGGCGUAGGCUACAAGCUCUCCUCGGAAGACAAAGGCACAGAGCAGAGCGGCGGCAUGGAGAUUUUCGUCUCGAGAGAUUUGGAAGAGUCCAUGAGAGCGCGGCGGAAAAGCAGUGCGGAUUUCUUUGGGAAUUAUGAGAUUGCCGAUCCGUUGCCCCACCCGGGGUAUGAGCACGGGAAGAUGAUUUGAGAGUGGUACGUCUAUGUAUACGUAUUCUUGUAUGUCUGUGUACGGGCGCGUGUGUGUCGAUGGUCGGGGGAAACGAGGGGGAAAUAUAUACAUGUAUGGUACUUACUGGGAGAUGAGAUGGAUAUACCCUUUUCAUUGUAAGACGGGUGGUUGGAACGGUGGCCAGAUGAGCAAGUGAGCGUGUGUGUAUCUAUUGGAUGUUUAGUAGAUGCCAAACUUUUUCCAGUAUUGUGU